GCCUCUGAUGGCCUCCAAGUUGCGCAUACACGAUACCUGUGGCGUACACAAUUUGCAUGGUAUGCCUGCACUCAUUUCGGCCAUUGCAUCCGCCAUUGUUGCUGCCUUGGUGACCAAGGAAAAAUACAAGUCCGAAAUGACUACAAUCUUUCCGGCUAUGGUAACUACAGAGGAAAUUGAAGUUCAACAAACCCAAAACAGUUCAACUAUCAUAUUGGGCGGCUACAAUCGCACAGCUUCUGCACAGGCAGGUUACCAACUUUUCGGUAUUGCCAUGACGGUAAUUGUGGCUAUUGUUGGCGGCAUUUUAACAGGUAUUGUGCUUAAGUACACAAACGUUCGUAAACUAAAUAAGGAAGAGCAUCAUCAGGACGAAGUCUUUUGGGAAGUGCCUGACCAUAAGGAAGAAUAGUAAUGUGAAGAUAAACUACAAAAGUUGCAAAUCUAACGACAAUAAUUUUGCACUGAAAAUUGCCGCAAAUUGGCAUUAUCUGCAUUUUGCACAGAAACUUCAAAACUAUGCUUUAUUUUACUUUGCUAAAUAGUAUAUUUUUAUAUAAUUUCAUAAAAUAACUUUUGUUUUUACAUCACUUAGAUCAUAGAUGAGUAUGCGAUGAGUAUGCGAUGAGUAUUAGACAUUUUUCUAUCAAACAAUUGUAAUCGAAUAUCUAGCAUUAAUAUUUUUUCUUUGCUUUUAUUUUUUUAAUAAACAUAAUUUUUAAAUUCUAAUCAAAACAUCAAUUUAUUUGCAUGUCUGUGUUGCCUUUAUCCUUAUAAAAUUAAAACUUAAAUAAGUUCCAAUUACUUGUCGUCUUCGGCGGUUGAACUCAACAGUUUGCAACAACAUUGGCGCCCAUUGCAACUCCGCCACUGGAAUGCAAUUGUACCAGCAAGUAGUUUAUACAUGGGUCGUGUUUACAAAUGAAAUCAAAGUUAAAUAUUUUGAUAUAAUUUUAGUUACUGUUAGUUAUGUUAAACUAAAGUAAAUACCAAUUAAUUAAAGGAAAAAUAUAUGUUAUUCUACUUAAAUAUUUAUUUAACAUAUAGUAGUUUAUAAAACUGUGCAAGUAAGUUAAGGUAACAUAAAUAAC
Messenger RNA from Teleopsis dalmanni, 1091 nucleotides. RefSeq names its product ammonium transporter Rh type B-like. Gene Ontology annotation, molecular function: ammonium channel activity. Gene Ontology annotation, biological process: ammonium transmembrane transport; ammonium homeostasis. NCBI's taxonomy places the organism in Eukaryota, Metazoa, Arthropoda, Insecta, Diptera, Diopsidae. The coding region runs from base 8 to 412 and encodes 134 amino acids. The record is from RefSeq and is a predicted model, not a curated record. Gene Ontology annotation, cellular component: membrane. The transcript has 3 exons.